AUGAGUAGAGGGAUAACCAUCAUUGCUAUCAUAGCAGUUUCUAUUUCACUUGGAAUCUUGAUAUUGAGUUUGGCAGGAGAUAAGGAUGGCUUGAAUAUACCACAAGACAAUGGAACUCACACCGGAUUUCCCGCUUGGCAUCCUCCUUUGGAAGGAUAUAAUGACGAAAGUCUAGGAGCAACCAUCAUUUUCUCGGUAAUAGUGUUGGCAAUUUGUGCAUACUUUACAUUCAAAUGGACCUCUCAAGUUCCUGAAGAAUUUAAAACGACUUUCAUUGAUAAAAACAUAAAUAAAACAUCUACCAUCGAAUUUGAUCGUUUAAUAGCAUGGUACGCAACGUUUACAUCCUUGACAGGAUUGACAUUUUUUACGUUGGACGUUGGUAAAAUGUGGGUUACGACAGGAGUAUUACAUAAUGCAAUCGAAGUAAUGAUCUUAUAUGCCGUACAUCAAGGGGGUAGCGUCAAAUCAAGUUCAUUUCCAGCUUGGAUCAUCAUUUACGUCUUAAUCACCACAGCAUUAAGCCUUUAUUUAAGUUGGCCCGCGGAUGCCCUUUGGUUUAAAAUGCAAGGACUUGUAUUGGAUUACACUUUAGUGAUACAAUUUUCUCGCAUCUUUUUUGGUACUUGUAAGGGAAUUGGUGAUGAGUCUCAUCGUCUCUUUGAUGUCGAAAAUCCUGAUCGUACCACUAGUGGGGAUAGUAAUAGAUCGGAAAAUGAUGAUGUGCGUGACAAAUCGGUCGGUUACUUCCUUCCUCGUUACACCUUAUUAUUGGUCUUUGCCGCUUUCGCUCAUAUCUUUGGAAAUGUUAUCGUUACGAUUUGGUCCUUUGAAAUCGUUUCUUAUAUAUUAUUCGCUUUCUCAUCUUGUGUCUCUUUCCCUCUUUACACUUAUUUUGUUUAUUUAGAUACUCAUACUGUUGCCAUGCGUCCUGCUCAAAAAUAUAUAGUGGUACCUGAUUCUGAUAAAUUAAAAGUUACCCUCGUGGUCUUAUCUGCAAUUUUCCUUUCAUUUUUAACCGCAAAAAUUAGUGUAGUUUCUCAGGAUCAUAACAAUUAA
Messenger RNA from Funneliformis mosseae, 1059 nucleotides. Lineage: Eukaryota; Fungi; Glomeromycota; Glomeromycetes; Glomerales; Glomeraceae. The record is from the annotation of a GenBank genome assembly.